Phoenix dactylifera (date palm) is the source of this 705-nucleotide messenger RNA. RefSeq names its product F-box protein SKIP23-like. Lineage: Eukaryota; Viridiplantae; Streptophyta; Magnoliopsida; Arecales; Arecaceae. Gene Ontology annotation, molecular function: protein binding. The record is from RefSeq and is a predicted model, not a curated record.
AUGGAUUGGUCCACCAUGAUUCCUGACCUCUCGAAACGCAUCUCCGACAAGCUCCCUCACUGCUUCGAUUACUUCAAUUUCCGUCUGGUUUGCGCCCACUGGCGCUCCGCCGCCCGGCCCAAAAAAUUCCCAACCAUGCUCGUCCUUCCAUCCGAUUCCGACUCCGCCGAGCUCCCCUUCUUCGACCCCUCCGACGGCGGCGUCCACUUCCACCCCCUGCCGGUAUCAGCCCGGAACAAGAUGAUCCGCGGCGCGUCCCGUGGCUGGCUCGCCCUCAUGGACGUGCCCACCAAGUCCGUGUCCCUCGUCAACCCUUUCACCGGAGGCGAGUUCCCCCUCCCGCCCACCCCCAACCAGCUCUUCCUCGACUUCCAUGGCUGCGACGACAGCGACCUCGACAGCAGCCUCUGUGGUGACGUUGAUGGCGACGGGACCUGCGGUCAUCGGUGCACGGAGCAUUAUUACAUCGGGGUUGUAGUCAUGUCCUCGGCUCCGAACUCGGGGACAGAGUGCAUGGUAGUGGCUCAAGAAAUAACCCGCGAUCAGUUAUGUUUCUGCCGGCCCGGCGACCCCAAGUGGACUCCCAUCUUCCCCUCCUCUGAAAUCAACCUCUCCUGUGAAAUCCGGCGUCGCGUUCUGCGACGGCAGAUUUUAUGCCGUGGAUCGCCAUGGAAAAAUCUUGGUCCUGGAGUUUGGCCCUCCUGA